Messenger RNA from Funneliformis geosporum, 573 nucleotides. NCBI's taxonomy places the organism in Eukaryota, Fungi, Glomeromycota, Glomeromycetes, Glomerales, Glomeraceae. The record is from the annotation of a GenBank genome assembly.
AUGAAAACAUUAUUGGCUAACACCUUGUCAACUUCAUCAAGAACGGAAAUACAAUCAACUGAUAUUUUAUUGUUAUCAUCGUUGCAUCAACCCACGCAAGAUGAGUUUGAGAUGAUUAUUAUUAAGCAAAAAAAUAAAAUUGAUGAAAUUUUAUCAAAAUUUGAGGAGCAGAAAUUCAAUACAGAGAUCGGAAUUAGCAAAAAGGAGGGUAAAGAUAAAGGAAAGAAAAAUAGAAUCGAAUUUUAUCAAGUAAACAUAUACAAUAAACUCAAAGCACACUUAAAGGCAAAAUUAGACAGUGAUGAAUAUUAUACAAAUCAGCUUCAAAAGCUGAAAGACAACAACAUUAAAAGCCUAUGGUCUAUCUUCGGGUUUAACAGAAUUAAGCCUUAUGAAGACAAUUGGUCUAAGGAGCAAAUAAAAGAUGGAAGACAAGAUGAUGAAGAUGAGCAGUAUGAGGAGAAAAAAGAAAUGCAGGACAGCCUGCAAUACAGUGAACAUGCUUUCACUGAUAAAGAGUUGUACAAUUUUUAUCAAAGCUUAGACAAUGAUGCGAAUUUUAUGAAAGUUUAA